This is a messenger RNA of Sphenostylis stenocarpa, 774 nucleotides long. NCBI's taxonomy places the organism in Eukaryota, Viridiplantae, Streptophyta, Magnoliopsida, Fabales, Fabaceae. The record is from the annotation of a GenBank genome assembly.
AUGAACAACAUAAAUAAUGGUGCAGCUGGAAGAAGUUUAAGGGGAAUUGACGUGAACACGGUGCCGGCGGAAGUGGCGGUGACGGUGGCAAUGACAACAGAUCUGGAGGAAGCAGCAGCGGUGUCACCGUCUUCAAACAGUGCAGCAGCAUGGUUUCAGUUGGAUCUCUGCAUAUUCAAUAGAGGAAGAAGUGUGAGUGGUGAGGAUGGUGAUGAAAGGCAAAUGGCUUAUUCUAAAGGAAGCGACGAGGAUAACAAUGGUGAUGGUGGUGGUGACUGUGACGAUGGCAGCGCAAGGAAGAAGCUGAGACUCUCAAAGGAACAAUCUGGUUUCCUUGAAGAGAGUUUCAAAGAGCACAACACUCUGAACCCUAAGCAAAAGCUGGCUCUUGCGAAACAGCUCGAUCUUCGUCCACGCCAAGUAGAAGUAUGGUUCCAGAACAGAAGAGCAAGUGAUGGAUUGGAUGGGUGGAUGCAUGCAUGCAGGAGCAAGUUGAAGCAGACAGAGGUGGAGUGUGAGUACAUGAAGAGGUGUUGUGAGACACUGAGAGAAGAGAACAGAAGGCUUGAGAAGGAGCUUCAAGAGUUGAGGGUUUUGAAGACUUUAAACCCAUUCUGCAUGCACUCACCACCAACAACCUUGACCAUGUGUCCUUCCUGUGAACUUGUUGCCACCAAUUCCACCACCACCACCAGUAAUGCAUCAUCCAAUACUGUUACUGUCAAAACCAUUCACCAACCCACCACCCCACAAAAUCUAAAAGGGUUUGUCUAA